Molecule: messenger RNA, 1115 nt
Organism: Botrytis porri
Lineage: Eukaryota; Fungi; Ascomycota; Leotiomycetes; Helotiales; Sclerotiniaceae
Exons: 2
Coding region: 162-746 (194 amino acids)
Source: RefSeq, a predicted model, not a curated record
GUAAGAUAAAGCUGGUCCCCUUCUCUUUUGAGUUCACAGUAAAGUUACAUCGCAAAUCAAAAACUUCAACUUUAAUUUCAAUCUUUAACUUCAGUCUCUAACUCCAUAACACUUUACUUGAAUAACACAUUUCUUGUUUCAAAGCAAUCUUCAACACCAAAAUGCAAUUCACAUACGCUGCCAUUUCUGCCCUCCUUGCCUCAGUGGCGUACUCCCAGAGUAUCGCUAGUGAAGUGGCACAACUCCCAUCUUGUGCCCUUGCCUGUUUGUCAACAGCUUCCAGUGGUGCUGGAUGUAGUAUUGCCGACUUUGCUUGUCAAUGUGGUGAUGCUAAAGAUGCUAUCACUAAAUCUGCGACUCCAUGUAUCGCAGCUGGAUGCUCUGCCUCUGAUGCUUUGAACACUCAAAAAAUCACAACCGAAAUCUGUGCUCUCCAAGCAGCUGCUGGUUCAUCAGGUUCUUCAGCCGCCGCCUCUUCGACUCAAGCAUCAUCUUCAUCUUCAACCGAUUCAGCUUCUUCAUCGGCAAUUAGCAACAUUUCUUCAGCAGGUAGCUCUAUCGCUAGCGCCACUGGCGCGGCUUCUUCAAGUGUAUCUUCAAUUCUAUCAUCCGCUUCCUCUGCUAUUUCUUCAGCUUCUUCUUCAGCUUCUUCUGCUUCUGCUACAGUUUCUACUGCUGCAGGAAGUAGAGUUAAUGCUGCUGGAGCCAUUGUUGGAGCUGGUUUCUUAGCCGCUUUUGCUUUGUAAGCAGUCUGGCUCGUAUGAUGGAGAUAUCAUGAUACGGCAAAAUUAUAUAUGUAAUUAGACUGGAAUGAGAUCAUUGAGAUGGGAGAUGGAGAUUAUGCAUAUAUCAAGAUAAAUAAUGUGUUUCGAUUCUUUACACAACUUUGCUUGGUGGGGGGGAGGAAAAUGGAAAAAAGCUUGGUUGCUGGACUUCUUAUCAAAAUAAAUUUCUAAUGAAUAACGCAUUAUUGCUGUUCAAUCCCUUCAGCAAUAUUUGACUUAAGACAUAAUGAUAUCAAUUGAACCAAAUUAUAUUCGAUAAAAUCACAACAAAUCAAUUCAGUUCAAUUACCAAUACAUAAUUGUGAAAUAAACUCGACUCAAAUCGUAUCA